This is a messenger RNA of Meriones unguiculatus (Mongolian gerbil), 1386 nucleotides long. Its product is annotated as homeobox protein Mix.1-like. Gene Ontology annotation, molecular function: DNA binding. Lineage: Eukaryota; Metazoa; Chordata; Mammalia; Rodentia; Muridae. The record is from RefSeq and is a predicted model, not a curated record. The coding region runs from base 1 to 1386 and encodes 461 amino acids. The transcript is spliced from 3 exons.
AUGAAGUUAAAGACAUCCCGGCGUCAAAAGACUGUUUGGCAGGCCAAGCAGAAGGAGGUCUUGCUCUCAGUUUUCGCCAAGACACCUUACCCGAGCUUCCGGACCAGGCAGGAACUGGCCAGGGAAUUCGGAGUUCCAGAGUCCUCUAUCCGCGUGCGGUUUCAGAACCACAGAAAUAGAACUGGAAUGUCGAGGAAGACCUCAAAGCAGACCACCGCAGGCUCCAGGCAUGAAGCCUCCCAACAGACUCCUGAAAAGCUUGUCGCCAGGGUACAACAAGCAAGAGGCCCGCCCUCAGAACGGAGAAGGCCUCGAACGCGGCUUAGUCCAGCGCAGAUCAGCAUGCUAGUGCAAGCUUUUGAGAUCUCUCCAUCCCCAGACUAUGCCACGAGGGUGCAACUGGCCCUGAGCACAGGUUUGCCUGAGGACACCGUCCACAUAUGGUUCCAGAACAGAAAGGCCAGGCAGAAAGGCCGCGCGGGAGGCAGCACAGCUAAAGGUGAGGACCUGCCUAUGGAAGAUCAGGCAGAUGUGGGUGGCUGCAGCACGGCAAAGACAUCCCGGCGUCAAAAGACUGUUUGGCAGGCCAAGCAGAAGGAGGUCUUGCUCUCAGUUUUCGCCAAGACACCUUACCCGAGCUUCAGGACCAGGCAGGAACUGGCCAGGGAAUUCGGAGUUCCAGAGUCCUCCAUCCGCGUGUGGUUUCAAAACCGCAGAAAUAGAACUGGCAUGUCGAGGAAGACCUCAAAGCAGACCACCGCAGGCUCCAGCCAUGAAGCCUCCCAACAGCCUCCUGAAAAGCUUGUCGCCAGGGUACAACAAGCAAGAGGCCCGCCCUCAGAACGGAGAAGGCCUCGAACGCGGCUUAGUCCAGCGCAGAUCAGCAUGCUAGUGCAAGCUUUUGAGAUCUCUCCAUCCCCAGACUAUGCCACGAGGGUGCAACUGGCCCUGAGCACAGGUUUGCCUGAGGACACCGUCCACAUAUGGUUCCAGAACAGAAAGGCCAGGCAGAAAGGCCGCGCUGGAGGCAGCACAGCUAAAGGUGAGGACCUGCCUGCCUCUCCUGGCCCGGAAAGGGCUCCUGGAGCAUCGUGUUGCAUUGAGCAGGAGGCUUCCCGCGACAGCUUGUUGACAUCGGGUUCUGCAGGAGGCCAAUGUGCAGAAGCGUUGAUGUCAAGACCCCAACUCACCUUCUUCACAGAGGCCUACCCAGAAUCCAGCAACUCCUGCCCUGUCCAGCUCUUCCUGGAGCAACUGGCGAGAACAGUGGAAGAGGAACAGGGACCAGCCGCUCUGGACCCAGAUGUACCAUGGGAGCAGAUCGAACCAACACUCGAGGCUCCUCUCACAGAAGAAGAAUAUCAGGCUCUGUUGGACGAUAUUUGA